Branchiostoma belcheri (Belcher's lancelet) is the source of this 3652-nucleotide messenger RNA. Its product is annotated as phospholipase B1, membrane-associated-like. The record is from RefSeq and is a predicted model, not a curated record. Gene Ontology annotation, molecular function: glycerophospholipase activity. Gene Ontology annotation, biological process: phospholipid metabolic process. The transcript is spliced from 15 exons. Bases 175 to 1683 code for a protein of 502 amino acids. Lineage: Eukaryota; Metazoa; Chordata; Leptocardii; Amphioxiformes; Branchiostomatidae.
GCGGAAGUCACAAGUAGCGUAGGUCAGAGCGGAACUGCGGCGGGACGCUACAAGUCAACACUCCAACACUCUGGUUCCGUGUUUUCAGUUCCUGUAGUCCUGUAGCUGUUUAUAAGCCAGAGGAAGAGUUCUGGGUUCCAGUUUUUAACUCCCGCCCGCCGCAGUUCGAUCGACAUGUUUCUCUUCAAGACUGUUCUGCUGGUUGUUCUGGUGGUCUGGAGAUGUUACGCAACUUUAGACCUGCAGGGUUACGAGUCUCGAGUCCGUGCCCAACUCGGCGGUACCGGCAGCUCUAGCUGGCAGCAGUACGAAACAGCCAUCAGGAUUCUACAGGCCGAGGCCAACAGCAGCCACACUAGUACCGGUACUGUGGAACUGCUGCAGGCUCAGGCAGAGAGCACAGGGUCGGAAAUCAACUGCCCAAUGCAGAACUCUCACACAGUUCCUACCUCAGUCCACCGCCUGCGGCCAGAAGAUGUGAAAGUUGUUGCAGCCAUCGGCGAUUCUCUCACGGCUGCGAGUGGAGCGAAGGCGAGAACUAUCAUCGGCCUUCUGACUAACUACCGAGGAGUGUCAUGGAGUAUUGGUGGUCAGGAGAGCCUGGAAACAUACACCACUCUGCCCAACAUCCUGAAGAAGUUUAACCCCCACAUCGUCGGGUUUGCUACCGGCAGCGGGGGGCCUGACAGUGACCACGCAAAGCUGGACAAGGCUGUAGCCGGCGCCGUGUCAGGGGAUAUGGUGGAACAGGCUCGCAAGCUGGUGGACAUCAUGAAGGCUUGCGAGCACAUUGACUUUGAGCAUGACUGGAAGGUUGUGACCUUGCUGAUCGGUGGGAAUGACCUCUGCGCCUACUGUGAGGACACGGAAAAAUGGAGUCCUAUAAAGUAUGUAGAAAACAUAAGAGCAGCGCUGGACAUUCUGCACCAGGAGUUGCCGAGGACGUUUGUAAACGUGGUGACCGUCAUGGACGUGGUGGAAAUCUCCAAGCUGCAGAGAACCUUCACCUGCGACGUGCUACACUUCUUCCUGUGCCGCUGUGUGAGUUAUGCCAGUGAAGAGGCUCUAGCCGAGCUGCAGGCAGCCAACAUGCGCUACAUGUCCGUGACCAAUCGGCUGGUAGCUAGCGGUCGUUAUGACGACCGGGAUGACUUCACCGUGGUGGUCCAGCCCUUCCUGCAGGAGACAAAGCUGCCCAGGACGGAGACCGGAGAGUAUGACAGGUCCUACUUUGCCCCUGACUGUUUCCACUUCAGUCUGAAGGCUCACGCCGCGGCUGCAUCAGCCCUCUGGAACAACAUGCUGGAGCCUGUAGGAUCCAAGCGGACAGACUGGCAUGUGGGAGAACCGCUCGAGUGCCCAACGGAGGAUCGCCCGUAUUUUGCGACAGCCAAGAACAGCCACUCUUCCCUGAGCAGCGCUGGUCCGGGUUUGGGGGUCAAGACAUUCGACUCCUUCCAGAAGACGUCUCAAGACACGGACAAGCCCGCGGGACGUAGCCAGCCCGCGGCCGGGCCCACGGCGAUGAUCGUAGUCGGCUGCGUUCUUCUCGUGUUCGCUGCCGUCGGCGCCGCAGUUUUCAUCCUACGCAGGCGCAGAAAGGUCAAGGGUCGGGAGGCUCAACCUCUGCUGCAGGAGUCAACCGACAUGGCGACUGUGCUGACCAGAAGUGUGUCUGUCUAACUCUAUCAUAUCCAGAAAAGGGUCUGUCUAAUUUUCUAUCCAGAACUGUGUCUGCAACUAGACAUGUCUAGUUCUAUGCCUGAUCAGGCAGGGUUCUGGAUAGUCUCCGCUUGUCCAAGAAGAUAGAUUUGCCCCAGGCACGGUUCUGGAUACAUGAGGACUAUCCAGAACCUUGUCUGUCUAGUUCUAUGCCUGAAUGAGUUAGGGUUAUGAUCAGACAUGGUUCUAGAUAGUCUCUAUUCAGUACCCAGAACUGUGCCUAUCUAGUUCUAUGCCUGAAUGGGUUAGGGUUAGGAUCAGGCACGGGUCUGGAUAGUCUCUAGUGUACCCAGAACCGUGCCUGUCUAGUUCUAUGCCUGAAUGAGUUAGGAUUAAGAUCAGACACGGUUUUGGAUAGUCUCCAUGUAUCCAAGACCAUAGAUUUUCCCCAGACACUGUUCUGGAUACGCAAUAGACUAUCCAGAACCGUGCCUGAGCAAGGCUCUGGAUAAAGCAUGAUUCUGGAGCAAUCCCAGGUGCUGCUCUGGUUUUGUCCAAAGUGUGAUCAUAGUUUACGAAUUCUGGAUUCUGUCUCGCCAAACCAAACUAAUGUGAUGUUGACUUUUUUUUACUUGAAAAGACGAUUCAAAUUCUGACCUGGAAGAUGAGCAUGAGAACAGAGACUGAGGGGAAAGUCUGCAUUUUCAUGGAGUGAAUAAUUAUAAGUCAUGCAGGUUUUCCUCCCAGCCCUGUUCUCAUCCUGGCCUUUCUAGGCUCUUACUUUAAAAAUUCCUGAGUUCUAUGUAUAAAUGGUUUGGGUUCACAGGAAGGACCACGGGAAGAAUAGCUGCAAUACAAUUUUGUAAGCUAAGUGUGGAUCCCAAGAUCCCAAUAAAUUCAAGUCAAGAAACCCUAGAGUUUUUAAGGAGAAAAAAUGCUGCAAUGUACAAAUUGUACCCUGAACAGGGGUUGGAUGUAUGGAUUUAUGGUACAGGUGAUCUAACGUUACAUAUCUUCUAAACUAACUUUUAUUAGAAAUCUUGAACAUGUCACAAAGAUGUGCAAUAGAGAGUUGUGAAAACGAAUGACUUUUAUUGUUUUGUUACCUGUUUGCUUUCAAAUUGAUGAAUGGUAUUUAACAAAAACUUCUCAGGAAUCUUGGAAUCUUGCCAGUGUCUGUGAAGUCUGGAUGCUAAAUGUGAUGAUCGCAAUUUUGCCUUUUUUCUCAAAACUGUUGCAAUGUUGGAAAUUCAACAGGUUAAACAUACCGCUUGUAGUGUUGUUGUUGUCGCACUAUAUUUUAGUAGUGCUCCUCAACAGUCUAAUGCUUUUAGCUUGCCAGUUGCUUAGUGCUUUUACGUUUUAUAGUUAUGCAAGUUUACUGGGAUUCAGUGAUUUAAGUUAAACAUUAGAGGAUGUGACGCUGUAAUGUUUCCUGUCUUAUGAUGGAAUUUGAUUCCUCAGGUUUUAUGUGGUAGUUUUUUUUUCAGAUUUUGGUGACAAUAUUUAAUGUUUAAAUGUGUAAAUUUUUGAUGUUAUGAUAACAUUUCUAUUCAGAUACAAAUUUAGGAAAAAUUCAAGUCAGCGGACAUUGUUUUCUCAAAAUGGAGCAUAUCAAGUGCCCGUGGCUGUCAUAUAUGGGAGAAAGACAAUAAUAUAACUCACCAAUGUUUUGAAAACUGAAUACCCUCUGAUGCAGAAAAUUUGAUCUUUUGAUUUGCCACCUGUUUAUGUCUGUAAGUUACCUGCAAUGCGCAUCAAUGCAACAUGUUUGGAGAAUUUCUGGACUAUUCUGAAUUUUGUUAUUGGAAUAUGAUAUUUUAUCAAUAAGCCACAGUUUGACAAUCAAAUGUGUUUUUAAAAUGUUCAAACCGAUCCAAAAUUUUGCAUAUUAAAAGUUUAAGAUGUAUAACAUCCGUGUCCAUAAUAUCACCACCUUGAGAAACAGUGUGCUUAAAGAUAUUUCUACUGCAACAUACCCUAGGUAUGU